AUGGCGGGAACAGACGACGAAUACGAGGAAGACAUUUACCCAAAUAUGGCCAAUGACGUCCACGACUAUCGAACGUCCAACUCAUCUCUCCAUCACGUGACUCCCAGAAUGCAUCGCAGGGACGCGGGGAUGGAGACAGGGUCCAGACGGCGGCGGUGCAGGAGGAAAGGCCGGAGACAGAAGGCCCAGCCUCACGUUCAUUACGAGACCGCGGAGUACUCUGUCGUCAAUGUCGCCGGAACAGUGCGGUUGUGGCAGCCGUCUGAUUGGUUCGCUCCUGAAGGCUGCUGGUUCGUGCUGAAGAACGGCCAGGUCAGGGUGAAGGAGCCGGGAGUCUACUGGAUAUACGCACAGGUGACUUUUGAGGACGGUAAGGGCGCCGCGCGGUCCCGGGUGCUGCUCGGAGGGAGAGGCGACCGGCCCCCGACGCCUGUCCUGACGUGCGCCGGUCCCGGGCAGGGCGCGGCCGGGAGGGGGACACGGGCUUGUUUCGCGGCGGGGAUCAGGAGGCUGGACCGGAAUGAUCGCAUCACGGUAGAAGCCUGGGGAGACGUCAUGGCGUCACCGGAUUAUACUUACUUCGGAUUACUCAAACUGGGGAUAUAGUACUCUCCAAGCAGAGGUUGUGGGGGAAUGAUCGUUAACUUUUUAUGUAUGGCCGUUUUUUGUCGCUAAUCCCAC
This is a messenger RNA of Branchiostoma belcheri (Belcher's lancelet), 681 nucleotides long. RefSeq lists its product as uncharacterized. Gene Ontology annotation, molecular function: tumor necrosis factor receptor binding; receptor ligand activity. Gene Ontology annotation, cellular component: membrane. Gene Ontology annotation, biological process: immune response. Lineage: Eukaryota; Metazoa; Chordata; Leptocardii; Amphioxiformes; Branchiostomatidae. The record is from RefSeq and is a predicted model, not a curated record. The coding region runs from base 1 to 606 and encodes 201 amino acids. The transcript is spliced from 5 exons.